AUGGACAUUACAGAUGUUGCACAACUGGCAAUUUUCAUCCGCGGAGUUGAUGACACAUUGACCGUUACAGAGGAGUUCGUGGAGUUGGUGCCGAUGACAGAUACAACGACCGCAGCUGCUAUUUUCACCGCACUCGUCGGCGCACUGGACAGGCUAAGACUACAGAUUAUAGAUGAAGUCAAGAAAAGUAAAAAGAAUCCUGUCCUGAUUACAAAGCUGAUGCACACCACUUUGGCCUUGCGAAUCAAAGAGAUUAUCAGUGAUGACCUACCAGUGGGUCAGAUCCUGGAUCGCUGGCUUACUCUGAAAUUGGAGUCUCAGGUGAUGGGUUUUAUGACAGACAUCAUGUUACUGAGUUUCCUCUUUAUUCCAAUUUCAGGCACUUUGGCUGCUUGUCCUGAUUCUACAAACCUGUUUAUCACUGCACCAACAGAGAUGGAGGCUCUGAGUGGAUCUUGUUUACAAAUCCCAUGUAACUUUAGUGAUGCUGGACCAGUAAAGUUUGACAGCACAAGACCUGUGUUUGGAGUGUGGAUUAAAAAUGAUCACAACUUUGGCAAUAAUCCAAACAAUGUGAUCUUCAACAGCAGUGGGACAGUUAACAUCUAUCCAAUGAAUAUUACAGGAAACCUGACACAGAGAAACUGCACCACCCUGUUUUCCAAUUUAAUCACAAACUACACAAACACAUACUACUUCAGAAUUAUGAACUGGCCGUUCAGAGCAACAGCUGUUUGUGAUCCUCUUCAAAUAACAAUUAAAGAUUCUCCUUGGAGGCCCAAUAUUACAGUCUCAGGUGAUCUGAAGGAGAAGGAGUCUGUCACUAUAACCUGCUCAGCUCUCACUCCCUGUCCACACUCCCCUCCUCAACUCACCUGGAAUCUCCCACAAGACUCUCACAACAAAAUAGAGGAAAACACAGAUGGAAGCUUUACAACUAAAAUCCAGCAGAACAUCACUCUGUCAGACACACAUGAUGGAAAGAAGAUCAGCUGCUCUGCCAGAUAUCCUGUGAACCAAGGAAACGACACCAAGAGAGCAGAGACAGAAGAGACUCUCAGUGUUUCCUAUUCUCCUAAAAACACCUCAGCAUCCAUCAGUCCAUCAGGUUUGGUGUCAGCAGGCAGCUGGGUGAACCUGACCUGCUCCAGCAGAGCCAAACCUCCAGUCAGCAGCUUCACCUGGUUCAAGAAGAGCAGAGAUGGAGCUGUGAAAGUAUCUGAAGGAGAGAUUUACAGCUUCAGUGUAACAGAUGGAGGAGUUUAUUUCUGUGUGGCCACUAAUGAUCUGGGUAAUCAGACAUCAGCAGAGCUUCAUGUGACUGUUAAAGGAGACAAACUGUGGCAACAUAUUGGUGUAAUUAUUGGGAUCAUUUUACUCUUAAUCUUACUCUGCUUGAUAAUCUUUGUUUGCUGGUUAAAAUCAAAGCAUCAAAGACAACAACAGACUCAGAUUCAAAUAAGUGAAAAGCAGGUUGUUGAAGAACCAGGAAGUAAAACAGAGGAAGUUGAAGAAAACAUCCAUUAUAGUGAGAUUAACAUUUCCAAGCAUCAAGCAUCCUCUGACUCAGUGCAGGUCAAAGGACGGGAGCAGGAUACAGAGUACGCACAGGUGCAAGUCAGCAAGCCAGAAAACAACUUAACACAGAGUCCUCAUGUCCAGGAGGAACUCUACAGUGAGGUGAAGAAAAUUUAA
Molecule: messenger RNA, 1695 nt
Organism: Neolamprologus brichardi
Lineage: Eukaryota; Metazoa; Chordata; Actinopteri; Cichliformes; Cichlidae
Source: RefSeq, a predicted model, not a curated record